Neurospora tetrasperma FGSC 2508 is the source of this 860-nucleotide messenger RNA. RefSeq lists its product as uncharacterized. The record is from RefSeq and is a predicted model, not a curated record. The transcript is spliced from 2 exons. Bases 322 to 675 code for a protein of 117 amino acids. NCBI's taxonomy places the organism in Eukaryota, Fungi, Ascomycota, Sordariomycetes, Sordariales, Sordariaceae.
ACAGACAGCCCCGUUCAAUGUUGAACUGUGGACGCCGAGUGGUCCUGGCAUGACGUACAGUUAGUGGACCCCAAUGACCAGACCAAACCAGCAGGCGUCCCUCCCUCUUGUUGUCUUGGAGGUUUGGGGAAUAUAAGUAGAAGCAAGUAACCGCAGUUCAGGUUGUCUUUGUCUUAUUCCGCAUUCAUCUUGAACAAGAGCGUUCACAGCAUCAUCAAACAUCAGUACUACAAGCAUUUGUUUAUGUGCAAUACUCCAGGAUUCAGAUUCCCACCAAACGUACAGUUUCAGCAACACCCCAGCAGCAGAACAUCGAGCAACAUGAACUCCAACGUCGGAAACGCCCAGGUCUACGAGGCCGGAGACCAGCGCAACCCGAAGCAGUCCGAGAUCGAGACCCCCGACCGCUACAAUGAGGGCCAGGCUCAUGCCCACAGCAACAUGGACUCCAAGGACGAGAGGUCAAUCAAGAACCGUCUGGCCGCAGCAGAGGCCGCCGACGACUCGCAUCAGGACAGCAGAGAGACACAGUUGCACAAGAAGGACCCAACACUCCCCGCAAAGGAUCACGGCAACGAGCCAUCCCGAGGUGCCAAGAUCGAUGCAGAGAUCCAGGCAGAAGAGGAGGAGAUCCUAAAGAAGAAGGGCGCGAGCUUGCCAGGGCAAAAAUGGUAGAUAAAGACGAGGGAAAAUGACAAUUGUUGGUUUUGUUUUGGGUGGGACACGAGCAACGACUAGGCAUUGUUAUCAUUAGGGGCAUCGCCAGCAUUGGGAUAGGUAUUGCGGCAGGUAAUACAACGAACAGCGUUUUGUUAAACGAACAACACCUUUCACAAUUCAAGGUGGCAUUUUUCGCGUUG